Messenger RNA from Trypanosoma conorhini, 300 nucleotides. RefSeq names its product trypanothione synthetase. The record is from RefSeq and is a predicted model, not a curated record. Bases 1 to 300 code for a protein of 99 amino acids. The transcript has a single exon. NCBI's taxonomy places the organism in Eukaryota, Euglenozoa, Kinetoplastea, Trypanosomatida, Trypanosomatidae.
AUGUAUGGCGCCGCCCCCAACCACCCCAACAUUGUGCCUGCCAGUUUUCAUACCACGAAUGAAAUUGUUUCGGCUCCGUACCUAACCAGACCCGUCAGUGCCCGUGCUGGACAGAAUAUAGUCAUGCACAACACGGAGGAGGAUGGGAAUGCUAUUGCCGCGGCGCCUCACACCGCGGCGGCACCAGUUCUUGGGAAGUCCAUUUCUGCGGUGUUAUUCGACAACGCACCGGCUGACACACUUGGCGCGUCCUUUGACAAUGCAAAUGAAUCCUCGCCGGGGAGUUUUUUUUUUGUUUGA